Messenger RNA from Lactuca saligna, 978 nucleotides. The record is from the annotation of a GenBank genome assembly. Lineage: Eukaryota; Viridiplantae; Streptophyta; Magnoliopsida; Asterales; Asteraceae.
AUGGUCCCUACAAUCCACCAACAACAUAGUAAAGAAUGUGCAUCUCCUGCUACUCCUUACUCGUAUGCCUGCACUUCCUCUCCAGGUCUAGAAGAGAAGGAAUCUACUGAGACAAUUACAUUGGAUAAUGACACCUAUAAUCCUAGUGUUGCUUCUUGUCAUGUGUCUGAAAAUCACACAGAGGGAUUAUUAUCUAAUUUGGAGCUUAACUUGAGCUCUGCACUUGAUGAACUGUUGCAGAUGGAUGCAUCAAGUUCUCCAGGGUCUAAAUUUGUGAAAUUUACUGCAAUGGACAAGUUACAUGUAUGGAAAGCAGAGCUGACAAAGACACUUGAAAUCACAGAUACUGAAAUUGAUUCUCUUGAGCAUGAAUUGAAGUCAUUGGUUGCUGAUGCUGGUUCUUUUCCAACAGAAUACCAGAAUAAGACUUCUGGUGGACCUUUGCCUGUGGAGAAAACUGAUAGUUCUCCAGAAGAAGUUAACGGAGUAGAAGAUUCAGAUGACAAGAGUUCAGACACAACAUCUAAGUUUGUGGAAUCCGUUUCUAAAUGCUCUGAAGAUGUUGGUAAUGAUGAUGCUUUAGGCUUUGUAACUUCUUGUGGGGACCGAAGUAGCUCUACAGUUUCAGAUGAGUUUUCUGAUAUGACAUUUGAAGAAUUCAGCAAACAGAAACUCGGAGCUGCACAAAACUGUUCUGCUACCAAAAAGGGCAACCACAAAGUCACUAAUGUUGUCCUUCCUCUCACACAAGAUUGGAGGAAAACUGGAAUUGUAAGCCCAGUCAAGAACCAAGGAUCCUGUGGAUCUUGUUGGACAUUCAGUACUACUGGAGCUCUUGAAGCUGCAUAUGCCCAAGCUUUUGGGAAAUCAGUUUCUCUCUCUGAACAACUUGUAGACUGUGCUCGUGAUUUUAACAACUUUGGUUGCAAUGAUUACAAACACCAAUUUCUUUCAAACAACAGAAGAUCUAGAGUUUAA